ACGUAUACCUGCCAUAGUCGAUACACUUGCUCCAUUCGGAGGGUUCGAAAGGUGAGGGUGGCGUCAUGCCGGCACUACUUGCGUCACUUUACGCUUAUGCUGGCGCUCCCCUGGAGCUCGAUCACUCGAUCAAGUACACGAACCAUCUAACAUGAUAUUUCGCGUACAUGAUCAUGCCAUUUUUGCGCAGAUAACAAACCCUCUAUCGUCGUCAAGUUAAGCGCAAUGGACCCCGAGAAUAAGAAAAAGUGUACUGAUGUCGUGGAGCAUUUCUUCAAGCUCGACAGCUGCGAGCCCUUCCGCGAGCGUGUCAACUGGGAGGAGUGGGGCCUGUACGACUAUUUACAGGUGGUCAAGGAGCCCAUGGACUUGGGCACAAUCCGCAGCAAAUUGAGCAAGAAUGAGUACAAGAAGCCGGCAGAAUUUGCACGUGACAUGCGUCUGGUCUGGAGCAACUGCAAGCUCUACAACCAGGACGGAUCCGACCUGUAUCUGCUGGCUGACGAGCUCGCCAAGAAGUUCGAGGACCGGGUCAAGACCAUGAAGCUGGACGUGGGUCCGGUGCCCAAGGCAGACAAGAGCAUUCCAGCCCCGAGUCUCGAGGAAAAGAUUUACUUUAGCCAGAACAUUUACAAGGUCAACCCCAAGGACCUGGGCGCCAUCGUGCAGCUGCUUGAAGAGCAGUGUCCGAAGGCACUGGACAAGAGCUCGCCGGACGAGCUGGACAUUGUUGUCGACCACAUCGACAACAAGACGUUCCGUGACCUGGAGAAGUUCGUGCUGGAGAAGGUGCCAGAGGGAAGCCGCGAGCCGAUCGCGACCCCCAAGUCCUCCAAGAAGUCUCGACGACCACCCAGCAAGAAGACCAAAACCGAUGCGUGAACAGUGAUGAAGGCAUUUUGAGCGUACCAGUAAGUAGCCUUGACUGCCGUUCUGGAUGCGACUGAAAUGAGGAUAAUGCGCGUGUAUUUAACCGCAUCCAGGCGUAGUGAACCCCUUGGCUACGUUGGAGCCACUCCUUAAUCUCUUACGCUUUGUACCUUUCCUUGACUGUUGAUUUGUCUAUUUCUUCUUUCGAAGCAUAGCUGCAAGCCGUGUCUGUCGUUGGAACAUGGCCUCAAAACUCUUCAUCUUUUGCUUUUGUGCAGGCUCUUCAAGUGCAUCUACAGGAGAUACACCGAUGGUGGGUUUACCCGUGAGUCUGCUGAAGUCUAACGCUGGGACAACCGGUGGUGACACAUCGGAUUCAUCUUCCAGGACUUCAGACUGGGCAAGAACCGCUGCUGACAGUUGUGAACCCGCCUUGGCGCGAGUGGAUUGCCAUUGAGAUGGUAUCAACUUCGGUUGAUUGGAUUUCAGCUUUGCUCCAGGAAGCGGUGCAACUGGCUGCAACUUUAGCAGCGGAAGGUUAACUUUUGACGAAUCUCCUGCCGGUUUCCGCUCUCGAGAUGAUGACGGACGACUUGAUUUUGGCUGGUCUUGAAGCGAUCGCUUGUAUUCAAGCAGUUCCUCCUUGUGCAACUCCAUCAGCUCCCUAGCCAUCAACACGUGUGAGACAGGAGGGCAAAUGAGUUGGGAAGGUUCACUUUGUUACCUGAGUGAAGGUUCGUCUCCAAUGGAGGUAUUCCAAUUGCCUCCGUGAACCUUUUUGCCUGCCUUCAUGAGUUUUUUCCAUUCCUGCAAUACACGUUGAAGUUAGUAGGCUGCAAAGUGAUCAGAGAGAUCAUAAAAACCAGUACCUUUUCGUCCCGGUGACUGGUUUCCACUCGAGACGUCACGAUCUCUUCGAGUUCGUCAUGAUAACGUAGUUGAUCUUCUCGAACGGCAAGUUGUUCUUUCAGCUUGUUGAUAUAUCGUCGAAGGUCUUCUUUGCGCUUUUCAAGUUGUUCGAGUACUCCUGUACUUGACUGUUGAAGUUGGAGGGAAGGAUGAUAUCCUAACGCCGCAAGCAAAAUUAUAGUCAACAUUUGUACCUGGUAUCUGGUUUACAUUUGCCUUCGCUAUUCUACGCACGUGUUCGCCGCUGGCGCUUGUGCAUGUGCUGCUGCAGGAAACCCAAGACGACGAACGCCACCAACACGCAGCCGAUUAUCAAACCGGGCAUGCUGAUCGUAGAUCCUGCUGCCCCGCGAAUGUUCGGCAUGGUACUGGUUCAGCACGAAGAGCGUUUAGAGACCAAUAGGGAAUAAACUCACGACAGUAAAUGCAUAAUGCAUUGAAGCAGCCGUAUUUUUAGUGGA
Messenger RNA from Phytophthora nicotianae INRA-310, 2240 nucleotides. RefSeq lists its product as hypothetical. Lineage: Eukaryota; Oomycota; Peronosporomycetes; Peronosporales; Peronosporaceae. Gene Ontology annotation, molecular function: protein binding. The record is from RefSeq and is a predicted model, not a curated record. The coding region runs from base 226 to 882 and encodes 218 amino acids. The transcript has 3 exons.